This is a messenger RNA of Saprolegnia diclina VS20, 961 nucleotides long. RefSeq lists its product as hypothetical. Lineage: Eukaryota; Oomycota; Saprolegniomycetes; Saprolegniales; Saprolegniaceae. The coding region runs from base 18 to 884 and encodes 288 amino acids. The record is from RefSeq and is a predicted model, not a curated record. The transcript has a single exon.
AAUCACCUUGCACUGGAAUGGACCGGGACAGCAGCACCGCGGACACGGUCCGCGAGCCGUACGAGCGCGUGACGGUCGAGAACCUCCGGAAGGAGGUCGCGCGGCGAAAGCUCAAGCUCAUCAAGCGGGGUCCGGACUCGAACAACACGAAGGACUGUCUCGUUCAGCUGCUGCGCGACAACGACCGUGGCAUCGAGCAGCAGGUUGUCGCCUAUCGCCCGCGACCGAGCGACGACGCCGGCCGCAACCCGGUGCCGCGCAUUGCCGCCGCCGUUAGCGUGCAAAGCGACCAGUUCCGACCCGUGCCGCCGGCGCCGAUACUGCUGCCGAUCCCCGUCUUUUCCAACGCGCCAUCGCCGAUGAUUCGGCCGCGGGCGCAGGCGCCUCCGUUGGCGCCAUGCAAUCAACCGUCAAAUGCUCCGCUGCCGUCAGCGGUGGCAGCCCCGGCGCCGCGACCAACUACGACGACGCCCGCGCCACGUCCGGCGUCGACCAGUCGCGCACCGCACUCGAGCGUCGACUAUUCGAUGGCCGAGGUCAUGACGUCUCUCCUCAAACGGCGGCGGUCGGACGAGACAGACGAAGAGCAGUUGGACCACGCCAUCAAGUCGCUCGAUAUGAUCUCGCGGGCUCUGAUGAGCGUGAAUGCAGUGAUCGCGAACCUCCGCGACGAGCUCGUGCACACAACUGAGCCCAGCGACGAGCACGAGUGCAUGGCUGCGACGCUCGGCCACUUUAAGCGCGUGCGCAUGGAGUUCCUGAAAGAAACACAGCACUUUACGUGGGUGUCCACGCACGCGAUGACCAACCCACAGCCUCCAAACCGGCCGCUGGCCAACAAUGCGCAACCACCAGCAUCGGCGCCGCGGACGUCUCCGUCGUAAUUUAGCUGCCUACGCUUUCGUUGACGGUCGUCCCUUAUAAUUAAUGAAGCACUUGUCCAGACAACGUUGGCACACCG